Molecule: messenger RNA, 1185 nt
Organism: Alternaria rosae
Lineage: Eukaryota; Fungi; Ascomycota; Dothideomycetes; Pleosporales; Pleosporaceae
Exons: 1
Coding region: 329-997 (222 amino acids)
Source: RefSeq, a predicted model, not a curated record
GUGCAGCUUUGCAUCAUUCACGCCUGGGCCCGCCGUGUCCUGAGUCCUCGAUGUCAUCGCAAUAUCCGCGCCGUCAGACGUGCCCUUCGCGUGCAGAGGUGCGCAAAUUGCAUCACGCAGCCCUUCGCGCAGCGUCCGCGCAUCCCAAUCCGCUGCAUCUCAUGCCUUGCGGCAGAUCAGAGUCGGCUGCGGGGUUGGCGUAUCGUCUGCUGUCUAAUGGGAGGCCGUUUGUCCAACCUUACGUACUCGUCCAGCGCUGGCCUUGGCAGAGGCUUCACAGCGGGCGGCUUGUCGCUGCCUCCUCCCACUGGCAAACCUCAGCGCUGCCAUGCCAGGCAGACCUGGCGCCCUUCUACACAGCUUCGAUGCGUCUUCGCGACGGCACCUUGAUCGUCUCGGUCGGCUCCGUGACCAUUCGCGCGCGGUCAUUCGCCCGGGUGCUCACGUUGCCCAUGCUGGCCCUGACGCUAUCAGCUGCAGCCAGCGCUGGCGGCCUGCAGCUGUGCAGCACCUCGCGAGCCGAAGACGCCCUGGACGCCUUCACCCCGGAGCCCUCGACACAAGCUCUCUCAGUGGCUGUGGCCUCGUAGCUGCUCCGAACUUAGCGGCCGGUAGCAGAUCGUGUGCGCUGCAGCCUCUCAUUCGUGGAGUCUUGGUGGCGUCCAGCCCUCUCCGUCCUGCAGCAGGCCUCUGUCGCCAUCCACCCUGCUCUGCUGCCGGGGGUGCCACCAUUUUUCCACGAUGUAACCCGACGCUACCUCGCCCUGCCCUGCAAUUCGCCGUCACCGUGUGGGGUGUUGUAGGGGUUGCCACAGCCAAAGCCUCGCUGCCGCUGCGAGAACAUGCGGGCACCUGGCCUACUCGCUGCGGGCCACAUCCUUCAUGCACAUCUCUCAAGAUGACCACCUCUUCUCUUAAUAUCCUAGCGUCGAGUAUGCCGCGGCAUUUUGCAUCCUUCAUCUUGGCAGAACCAGAGCCCUGCAAGCUAGGGCCCUGACCUUAUCUGACGGGGACCAAGCUUCCUUUACCCAGACCCGUCGAGCCAAAAUAAUACUUACCCACCGUGACGCGCUUCUUCUAUGCUCCAUUGAGUAUUACCCCUCGUCUUCUUGUCUAUUCUGUUCCUACACCUACUAUACACGAUCCACGUCCUGCAGAUGCAACGUUGUAGAGUACUGUAAUAGC